GGGGGAGAGUCAUGGCUCGGCGCGGCUGGCUGCGGGCGCCGCUCCGCCGCGGCGUCGGCGACGCCGGCCCCCGGGCCCGUGGGCUCACGCGGCCGCUCUGGUUGCUCCUCGCAGUGGGCGUCUUCGGCUGGGCCGGGGCUUCGGACGGCGCUGGGGGAGCGGCGAGAGCCAUGGACGAGGAGAUCGUGUCAGAGAAGCAAGCCGAGGAGAGCCACCGGCAGGACAGCGCCAACCUGCUCAUCUUCAUCCUGCUGCUCACGCUCACCAUUCUCACGAUAUGGCUCUUCAAGCACCGCCGGGCCCGCUUCCUGCACGAAACCGGCCUGGCUAUGAUUUACGGUCUUUUGGUGGGCCUUGUGCUUCGAUAUGGCAUUCAUGUUCCAAGUGAUGUAAAUAACGUGACCCUGAGCUGUGAAGUGCAGUCAAGCCCAACGACCUUAUUGGUAAACGUUAGUGGAAAAUUUUAUGAGUAUACGCUGAAAGGAGAGAUUAGUUCCCAUGAACUCAAUAACGUUCAAGAUAAUGAAAUGCUUAGGAAGGUUACUUUUGAUCCGGAAGUAUUUUUCAACAUAUUACUUCCUCCUAUCAUAUUUUAUGCGGGAUAUAGUCUGAAAAGAAGACACUUCUUUCGAAACCUUGGGUCUAUCCUAGCAUACGCUUUUCUUGGAACUGCAAUUUCUUGUUUUGUAAUUGGAUCGAUAAUGUACGGCUGUGUAACACUGAUGAAAGUAACCGGACAACUUGCGGGAGAUUUUUACUUUACAGAUUGCCUGCUCUUUGGUGCCAUUGUAUCGGCAACUGAUCCAGUGACUGUUCUUGCCAUAUUCCACGAGCUUCAAGUUGAUGUUGAACUCUAUGCACUUCUUUUUGGUGAAAGUGUCCUCAAUGAUGCUGUUGCCAUAGUGCUAUCUUCCUCAAUAGUAGCAUACCAGCCAGCUGGAGACAACAGCCACACCUUUGAUGUCACAGCCAUGUUCAAGUCUAUUGGGAUUUUCCUUGGAAUCUUCAGUGGAUCUUUUGCAAUGGGUGCUGCUACUGGAGUGGUGACAGCUUUAGUGACAAAAUUCACCAAACUACGGGAGUUCCAGUUGUUAGAGACAGGCCUGUUCUUCCUGAUGUCCUGGAGCACCUUCCUCUUGGCUGAAGCUUGGGGUUUCACAGGUGUGGUCGCAGUGUUGUUUUGUGGCAUCACACAGGCCCAUUAUACGUAUAAUAACUUGUCCACGGAGUCUCAGCAUAGAACUAAACAGUUGUUUGAGCUUCUCAAUUUCUUGGCAGAGAAUUUCAUCUUCUCCUACAUGGGACUGACACUCUUCACCUUCCAGAACCAUGUCUUUAACCCAACAUUUGUAGUAGGAGCAUUUAUUGCUAUUUUCUUGGGAAGAGCUGCCAAUAUUUACCCCUUGUCUCUCUUACUUAAUUUGGGGAGAAGAAGUAAGAUUGGAUCAAAUUUUCAACACAUGAUGAUGUUUGCUGGUCUUCGUGGCGCCAUGGCAUUUGCCUUGGCCAUUCGAGAUACUGCCACUUAUGCCCGGCAAAUGAUGUUUAGCACCACCCUUCUGAUUGUGUUUUUUACUGUGUGGGUGUUUGGUGGUGGCACCACGGCCAUGCUGUCAUGCUUGCAUAUAAGGUACUGUGCUAGACUCUGGGGAGACAGAGCUGACCUGGGACCUGGCCUUUACCCUCAAGGAGUUCACAGUCUGUUUGGGGAGACUGACCGGGUUGGUGUUGAUUCAGACCAAGAACAUUUGGGUAUUCCUGAAAGUGAAAGAAGAACCACCAAAGCAGAGAGUGCCUGGCUUUUCCGGAUAUGGUACAACUUUGAUCAUAACUAUCUGAAGCCUCUGCUGACGCACAGUGGGCCUCCUCUUACGACAACCCUUCCUGCCUGCUGUGGACCGAUUGCGAGAUGCCUAACCAGCCCCCAGGCUUAUGAAAACCAGGAACAGUUGAAAGAUGAUGACUCCGAUCUUAUCCUCAAUGAUGGUGACAUUAGUUUGACGUAUGGGGAUUCUACCGUCAACACCGAAUCGGCAACAUCCGGAGCCCCGAGGAGGUUUGUGGGAAACAGCUCUGAAGACGCCUUGGAUCGGGAGCUCGCACUUGGAGACCACGAACUGGUCAUUCGGGGAACACGCCUGGUUCUUCCUAUGGAUGAUUCUGAACCCCCGUUAAAUUUGUUAGAUAAUACGAGACAUGGUCCAGCCUAGGCUCACUAAUUACUCACUUAAGUGAUCUGUAAAAUUUGCACAUGUGAUCAUGAAGAAAUUCGUACUACCUAAAAAGUCCCAGUGCAUGUCUCUGAAUGUUUAAGCUAUAUAAAUGCUAUUUAUAUGGCCUCGAAAGACUAUAAAUACCCUGCACCAGGCAGAUUGUGAACAAAAUAUUCUUUUACGUCCUCUUGGCUGCACUAUGUAGACCGGAGCUAUUUUAGAAAGUUAAUUUCACAGUGAUGUCAUGUGUUCUUUUAGCUUUAUGUCUCAGUUCAAGUGUGCAAGGUGACAGAUUGACUCUUAUAUUUACCUGACACUUAACCAGAGUACCAAGUUCUUGUGAUGUGAAUUCAUUUUGUUUUGUGGGAGGGGAGGGGGAGGGAAGAGGGAGUGUUAUUUCUGGGGAGCCCAGGCCGGAGGAGCUCCUGUGUCGGGGAAACUUGGGUUGAUUGCUGCUGCCUUCUUCAGUCGUCACUUCUUUCUUUCCUGUUUGUCUGUUGUGGUGCGAGAGGCGGAUCUUGCCCCAUUCGGGUUGGGGAGUGAAGUGCAAGGCCCUCUCCCCCUCGCAGUGAAAGAGCAGGUUUGGGGGCUUCAGUGCAGUGCUCUUCGGAAAAGCAGGCUGCAGAUGACCUCCAAGACUCGGUUUCUUUUCUUGCAGACCAAGACCUUGGAAGGAGUUGCGUGGCGCAGCGCUCUUAGCCAAAGCACAGCUCUUUGGUUCAGAGCCCUUGAUUUCCAUCUGGAGGGGCAGCGAGGGGCAGAGGCCUGGAGGGGAGGGAGGAGAGUGGCGGUUUCAGAGAGCUCUCUUCCCAACUGUGUAAAUAUUCUGUACCAGAUCAGUUGAAGUAAGAAAUUCAGUUGCUGCUUACUUUUUGAUUGUGUACUUUAUCUGUAUAGUAAGCUUUGUGGUCAGAAGUUUUUUUUAUAUCAAUUUAAAUUGCUGCUCUUUAGCAGCCAAACAGGAGCAAAAUGUAAAAUUUUUGAACUUACUGUGUCUAAUCGUCCUUCGUUAGUCUGUCAUUGAUGUGAAAAGUUAAUUUAUAAACCCAUGAGCGCUCCACACUACACCCAAGCCAGUCCUGGGAGAAACAGAAGGCUCCGCGGCGAGCUUACCGCAUGGGCCUGGCCUCGCUCCUCUGUGUGCACCGUGUGUCGUUGUCGUUAUUUGCGUGUAACUUUUUCAUAGGAGAUACCUGAGCUGCCAUGUUUGUUUUGUUUUCGUCUUUCACAGUUUUCAAGCAAGAGUGCAUAACAAUUUCCCAUUGCAUGUUGAGAGUGAAAGCGAGUUCUAUUUUGUAAGGCUGAAAAUACCCAAAGGUGCAUUGAAUGCUUAGCAGGGGGGAUCCUUUCUGAUGUCGAUUCUGACCUGUAAGUGUUUCAGAAGAAAAAUAGAAACUCUUGUGGGCUUGCCCCCCUCAGGCCUGAAUAGCAUUGCCUUAAAUCUUACCCAAUUUGAAAAAUGGAUUUGUUUACAUGAUGGUCAAAUUGUCCCAAACAAAUUAUGUAUGUAUGUUCCCGAAGGUUUCCUUGCUGUGAUGCAAACACUCCUUCUGAUUUUAAGGGAAUUCUAGUGUUGGACCCUUGAGUGGCAGCUCUAACUGUUGGCAUUGCCAUUUGUCAUGUAGUGGUAGCGACUUUCCUGCCAUGCAGGAACCCCGUGAAGUGUGCAUUUUCUAUGAUGUGUGCCUCUUCAUGCAGUAAUAAUUUCUUGUCAAUGUGUGUUUGAGGGACUUUGAACUUCAGCGUCACUUACCCGUUAAGUCAUUCACGUUGUAAAAUGUUAUACAAGAAAUUAACAACUACCUUUUUUUAUCCUAUCAAGUUACCGAGCUCACUUUGUGAAAAUGGCUGUAAAUAUUUAGCAUGACAAAUUCAGUAACUCCUCUGUUUCAGCAUGCAUGAGACUUUCUAGGGAAACCGGUAAAGCUUGAGUCAACUAAAUCUGCCUUCGUACUUUAUCAAAGGGGAACCAAGUCUGCUGUGCUCAGCUCAGCAUCUGGAAGGUUCUCCUCUCCUCUAAUCUGUGUGCACAUCUCCAAGCAAAGAAGAAAAAAGAGAAAAAACCACCUCUGCUCACACACAUCUGUUGGUUUGAGACACCUGGAUGAACUUGGAUGAGGGACGGUCUGAGUUCCCAUCAUGCACAAGUACAACUGUUCUUGGACUUGUUUUUCUGUUCUUUGUGGACCCUACAUGUUUGAAUGACUUGAACGUUGCAUCUUUUCAAGUUAUUUUCUAAGGUUCCUUGGCGUUUGAUCCUAGUUGUCCGUGUUUGGCAGUGUGCUGUUAAAGUAAUAGACUUUUAAUCUUUAUGUAUUUUUUUGUUUUCCCUUGGAGUAUUUGGACAGAUGUUAUAGUGGUUUCUUUUAGGAAAAUCUGUCAUUAAAAAAAUUAUAGCCUUGCAAAGAA
Molecule: messenger RNA, 4622 nt
Organism: Phacochoerus africanus (Common warthog)
Lineage: Eukaryota; Metazoa; Chordata; Mammalia; Artiodactyla; Suidae
Gene: SLC9A6
Product: solute carrier family 9 member A6
Exons: 17
Coding region: 12-2210 (732 amino acids)
Biological process (GO): sodium ion transport; proton transmembrane transport; regulation of pH
Cellular component (GO): membrane; recycling endosome
Molecular function (GO): sodium:proton antiporter activity
Source: RefSeq, a predicted model, not a curated record